UAACUGGUGUAUAGACAAAGAUGAGCUCAUGCUAUCUUCGAUGUUUCUAGAUUGAUAGUGUUAGUUGCCGAUUCCAAGUAAAACAGGAGAUUCGCGAUUUCUCAUUCGAUUCGAUCGAUUCGCUCUAAUAGAGCGCGAAGACUUGCAAGUCAAACUAUUCCACGGCUCUAACAUUAACAUCCACAACCCUCACCACACCAUGUCGACGCCACCAAACCUACAUCAGCAACUCCGCCUCCUAAUCCGCGCGAACCACAUCCUCCACCAGCAUAACCUCGUCGAUGCAUUCGGCCACAUUUCCAUCCGCCACCCACUCCAUCCCGACCAAUACCUAAUAGCAGCCUACGACCCCGGCGCCCCAGCCCUAGUAAAGCAAGCCAGCGACUUCAUCACCUACUGGAUCCACGACUCAACCCCCGUAGAUCCAUCCGCACCACAAGGCUACUCGGAACGCUACAUCCACAGCGAAGUCCUCAAGCGCUUCCCGGACGCAAACUGCGUUGUACACUCGCACUCCGAAGUCGUGAUCCCCUUCACGCUCGGCAGUGUAGACGUAAAGCCCGUUUUCCACAUGGCGGGUUUCUUGGGCGCGAAGCCACUCCCUGUUUUCGACAUUGCGCUUGUGUACGCCGAGCUGAGGAGUUUUGAACCUGAUAUGCUGGUGAAGAAUCAGCUGCUGGGCGCUGCGCUGGCGGAGAAGUUGUCGCAUAAGCAGCCUGUUGCUCUGCAGCAUAAGCAUGGUUUCACGACGUUUGGCGCGUCGAUUGAGGAGGCUGUGUAUCGCGCCAUGUAUACGCAGACUAACUGCGUUCUGCUGAAGGAAGCGAUUGCGCUGGCGGGAGGUGAUGCGAAAGCAGUGGCGUAUUUGCUCGAGGAAGAGGCCGAGGCGUGUGCGGUUAUGAAUCGCAAGACACAGGACAAGUCGUUCCGGCUGUGGCUGCGGGAAGUCCAGGUGAAUCCCCUAUAUGAGAACGAGGAAGGUGAGCCGGAAAAGGGGGAAGUUGCUGGGAUGAAAAUGUGAGGGAGCUUUGAGGAUUACAUUACUACUAUUAUUGUGUAUUGUAACUCAUUCUUUCGCCGCCAGGAGUGCGUUAUACCUUUUUGAUCUCGAUGCCUUCCACACCCUCACACGCACUAAUAUGCCCAAAGUAAUACAAAUGAGCAUCAACAUCCACGCCGAAAUCACCCUCAUUUCCAGCCAAAUUCAGCGUCCCAGGCAAAACCUUCACGUCUCCAGUCCCCGGCAUAGCAGAAUUCCCACUGGUGACAUAGUACUCCGGACUGAUAUGUCGGUAACCGAGCAACGCAGGCGGCAACUUGGGAACUGGAUCGGCUUUAUGCGUAACCCUAAACGUCUGCCCAUGGGAGCCCGAACCGAGAUACUGCGAGAUACCCUCCAGUCCGACCUUCGGCGCGCCGUACGUGUACAGAUCGACAGUCACACCUUGUGACCGGAGCAC
Molecule: messenger RNA, 1460 nt
Organism: Cucurbitaria berberidis CBS 394.84
Lineage: Eukaryota; Fungi; Ascomycota; Dothideomycetes; Pleosporales; Cucurbitariaceae
Product: arad-like aldolase/epimerase
Exons: 2
Coding region: 200-1021 (273 amino acids)
Biological process (GO): pentose catabolic process
Cellular component (GO): cytosol
Molecular function (GO): aldehyde-lyase activity
Source: RefSeq, a predicted model, not a curated record